AUUCUCCUCCUAGUUGCCUGUGGGUGAGGUGGGGCUCAGACCACAUGCUUCCCGUGCCCCCAGAAUCUGGGCAUGGGUUGAGAAGGGGCCCGACGGGGUCUUCAGUGCAGGUCCCUGCUGAAUGCCAAGGCCCUGGGUGCACGUCCUCCUUGAGCUUGCUCUGGAGUUCGCCUUGUUGGUAGAGGGUCUCAGGGCAGGGCUGGAGCAGACACAGCCGGCCUUCAGUCUUGUUCCUCCAAGCAAGUGGGGUGGGUAUGUUGGGGUCCUAUGGCUGGGCGCUGCCAUCUGUUGAAUCUGACAAAAUAAUUUUCUUUUUUUUUUUUUUUUUGAGACAGAGUGUCACUCUGUCAGCAGGCUGGAGUGCAGUGUGGCACAAUCUCAGCUCAGUGCAACCUCCACCUCCUGGAUUCACGCCAUUCUCCUGCCUCAGCCUCCCGAGUAGCUGGGGCUACAGGCACCCGCCACCACGCCCGGCUAAUUUUUUUGUAUUUUUAGUAGAGACGGGGUUCCACCAUGUUGGCCAGGAUGGUCUCCCUCUCUUGCCCUUGUGAUCUGCCCGCCUUGGCCUCCCACAGUGCUGGGGUCACAGCCGUGAGCCGCCACGCCUGGCUCGGCCAAAAUAAUUUUAUUAGCGAACUUGAGGGCAGUGCCCAGAAUUGAAGACGAAGCCCCAGAAGCAAGUUUUGCAGAGAAAAGUGCCCAGGGAAGCUCUGAGGGCGCAUGUAGCAAAGAUGAGGCUACAGUCGGUCUGAGGGUGAAUGGGCCACUCGGACCAAGAUCCCAGUCUGCGGGGAGGGCUUAGCUGUGCAGGUCCUGGCACAGUUGACUGAUGGUGCACAGAAUCUGUGCAUCGCACGGUCCCACGGUGCUGCAGCUGCAGGAGGGGCGGAGGCUGCAGCCAGACAGCAUCAGAAGCCAGCGUGGUUCUGGAAGGAUCAAGAACACCAAGGUGUUAGGGCUGCAGCAGGGGUCCUGUCCCCUGGCACCCCUCACCGCCCUAAUCUUUUACCCUUAGGAGGCAGCAGGCAGGAGGGGCUGCCCAAGGCUCUAGGGCAGCCAGUGUGGCAGGAAACACGUUCCAGCCCCAGCUAGGUACUGGUCCGUGGACCCACCUCCCAGAAAGCCCAUCACUGUGUAAUCAUCUAACCUGGGGCUCGCCGAGGCCUAUGCCUUGAGUCCACCCAAGUGGGGAUGUGAUGUUUAGAGCUGCAGCAGCCGCCCUACGGUUGGGAGUCAGAGAUGAGCCGGUGUUCCAGGGACAGUGCAGCAGAGGCUGAGCCCAGGCCUGCUGUGCUGAGAGAGGUGGCUGGAUCACUGACGCUUUGGCAGUGGUGCUGGGGUUUCUGUCAUGACCUGCAGCUGAGCCUUUUUCCAAUGACUGUGAGAUCUGAAAGACUGCUUUGAAGGACACCUUCAAAGGAAGCCUCUGCCAUGCGUGUGGGGAAUGCUGGAUGCUGCUUCCUCCUUUGCCCUGCUCAGCCCAGCGAGAGGCCAAGGCACACGUGGCUCCUGGGUGCUCAUAGGCAGCGUGGCUACCCGCUGGGCCCGUUUCCACCGAGCCGGAACCCCCCAGUCUUCAAUGCAGGCACCACGGGGGGCUCACGAGAAACCCUGCUUGCCACCUCCCACACCCCCACCCCCAGGUUCAAAGGAAAUGGCCCCUGAGCCAAGGGCUGAGACCAGCCGUGGGUCCGGCUGUCCUGGGGAGCUGUACUGGAGCCCACCACGGUGGGACCGUUGGUCCGGCGGUGACCCCCACCUCCGUGUCUGUGGCCUCAGCUGGACAGGCCACUCCCUGGGCCACAGAGAUGUUUCACCUCGCAGCCCUCGGGCACGCAUUGAGCAGAUGCGUCUGCGCUUGCAUGUGUGUGUGUGGGUGGGUGCACAUUUGUGUGUGCGUGUGUGGGUGCACAUUUGUGUGUGUGUGUGCCUGUGUGUGUGCGCAUGUGGUAUGGGUGCACAUUUGUAUGUGUGUGCCUGUGUGUGUGCAUGUGUUGGUAGGUGCACAUUUGUAUGUGCGUGCCUGUGUGUGUGCACGCGUGUGUGGGUGCACAUUUGUAUGUGCGCACGUGUGUGGGUGCACAUUUGUGUGGGUGCAAGCAUGUGUGGGUGCACAUUUGUAUGUGCAUGCCUGUGUGCAUGUGUGUGGGUGCACAUUGUGUGGGUGCACAUUUGUAUGUGUGCGUAUGUGGGUGCACAUUGUGCGUGCACAUUUGUGUGUGUGCAUGCCUGUGUGUGUGCAGGUGUGUGUGUUGCAGGCCCUGGAUGCCAGACACUGAAUAAACGCAGGAAGGCGUCUGUGUUCAUUCUCCUCGUGGGUCACUGGUCCAGAAACACCUGGGUGGAAAGUGCUCUGCGGGAACGGUGCCUCUGCCUGUAGGGGGGACCCUGGUGAGUGGAUGGGCCAGCCGCACGUGUCUUCCGGCCACUCAACACGCAGUGUUUCCAGGGGCACGAAGAGAUCAAAAUUGAGAUGUGAUUAGCUGUAGGAUUUCAUUUAAUCACAGAUCAUCCCGAGGCUAAUUUAUCUCCCCCAUGACCAUAACGCAUCAAAAAGUUGACUUUUUCCAGCUCAGCUAUGCCUCAUCUCCUUCCCACGAAGCCCUGGCAGGCACAUCCAGUGAGAAACCACAGUGGGAGUCCUGUGGCAGGGUCACCCCACUUCCGAUGCCCUCCAGCUGCGUCUUGGCAGGAAAAAGGCUGCCCAAUUCUCAUGACCUUUCAAGUCCCGGGCUGGGGCGUAGCGGUGGAGGCUGGCGUUAACCGCCGUCCAUCUCAAAGGCCUCAUUAGGGAGCUGCAAACACGAACAUCCCUGAAAUGCAAGGACACAGCGCUCGGGGCAGGGGCUGCUCACCGGCUCAUGGCCAGAGGUGAGCGGGGUCUGGGACUGUGAGGUGCUGUGGACCUCGGGGGCUCCUGAGGCAGGGACACAGCCACGGCCCUCACACCAGUGGAGCCGUCUUCCUUCCCCAGUCAGGCUCGGCCUCCUCCU
This is a messenger RNA of Symphalangus syndactylus (siamang), 2993 nucleotides long. RefSeq lists its product as uncharacterized. Lineage: Eukaryota; Metazoa; Chordata; Mammalia; Primates; Hylobatidae. The record is from RefSeq and is a predicted model, not a curated record.